Messenger RNA from Seriola aureovittata, 27667 nucleotides. It is a transcript of the gene syne1b, whose product is annotated as spectrin repeat containing, nuclear envelope 1b. Gene Ontology annotation, molecular function: protein binding. Gene Ontology annotation, cellular component: membrane. Lineage: Eukaryota; Metazoa; Chordata; Actinopteri; Carangiformes; Carangidae. The record is from RefSeq and is a predicted model, not a curated record.
CAGCGGGGGCUGUGCACAUCCACACAGGCAUGGCUCCUCUGGGUGGGAAAAACACAGGAAGAAGGAAGGAUGGGAUUGUAAAUCGCCUUAUCUAUUAGAGUUUUCCCCUCUGCCGUCCGUCCGUGUGUGUGUGUGUGUGUGUGAGUGUGUGUCUGUGUGCGCGUGUGUGUCAGUGUGUCUGUGUGUUAGAGUGUCAGGGAGGAGGGGACGUUUUCAUCACAGCCUCCAGCAGCUCUUUUGCUUUCACCAGGGAAGCCAGGCAGCCAGAUCUGUUUUGCUUCCUGCUGGGAGAAAAAAAGAAGGGAAAGGACAGCUGUGUGUUUUCACCCCAGUUUUUCCACUGUGGAUCUUAUUUUCACACAUACGUAUAUGUAUGCUGGAACUCAUGAAAGGCAAAGGGAAGGAGCCGGAGAGUGGGGUCUAGAAUGGCUCACUAUAAGGAUGUAUCUGUCAGGAAGACUUCUUUAAACCUGGUGACUGGAUUUUUUCAGUAUCUUCGUGAUGAACAAGAGGCAGUGCAGAAGAGAACCUUCACAAAAUGGAUCAAUUCUCAUUUAGCAAAGCAUAAACCACCACUAGAGGUUAACGACCUUUUUGAGGACAUCAAAGAUGGGGUGAAGCUCUUGGCUCUGUUGGAAGUGCUGUCUGGCCAGAGACUACCCUGUGAGCAAGGCCGCCAGCUGAAGAGGAUUCACUGGGUUUCCAACAUCGGCACCGCACUCAAAUUCCUUGAGGGCAGGAAGAUCAAGCUUGUUAACAUUCAUGCCACUGACAUCGCAGAUGGACGACCAUCAAUUGUCCUUGGGUUGAUAUGGACCGUUAUCCUCUACUUCCAGAUUGAGGAGUUAACCAGCAACCUGCCAGCCCUCCAGGCGCUUUCCAACAGCAACUCUUCUGUGGAGAGUAUAGCCAGCUCUGAAACAGGAAGCCCACCCAUGAAGAGGAAAGUGGUCAACAAAUUUCAGGGCAAUGCCAAGAAGGCCCUGCUCAGAUGGGUGCAGUGCACUGCUGCAAAGCAUCAUGGAAUUGAGGUGAAGGACUUUGGUCCCAGCUGGCGAGAUGGUGUUGCAUUCCAGUCUGUGGUGCACGCCAUCAGGCCAGACCUGGUGGACAUGGAGGCUGUGCGCAGGAGAAGCAACAGGGAAAAUUUGGAGGAGGCCUUCUCACUUGCUGAAAAUGAACUGGGCAUUCCCCGUCUGCUGGAUCCAGAAGAUGUUGAUGUAGACAAGCCAGAUGAGAAAUCCAUCAUGACAUAUGUGGCUCAGUUCCUCAAGCACUAUCCAAACCCCCACCACUCCGAGACUGAUGGACAGCAGGAUGAGUUUGGUCCCCAAGAUAUAGAGCAAAUGCUUGAGAGAGAGGAGCGGAAGAUGCUGAGAGAGCUGAAGGUGUUUUUAGACCAGCUGGAGAGAGAUGUGCUGCGGGCCCAGGGAGCAGAGGGAAACCUCACUGACAAAUAUCAGGCGUUUAAGAGCUUCCGUGUACAGUACGAAAUGAAGAAGAAGCAGACGGAUCCGCUGCUGCAGCCAGUCCACAGGGAUGGCAAGCUGUCCGUGGACCAAGCUCUAGUCAAACAGGCCUGGGACCGUGUAUCUGCCAGGCUGCUGGACUGGCAUAUCCAUCUGGACAAGUCUCUGCCUGGUCCUCUUGGAGUGAUUGGAGCCUGGCUUCACAGGGCAGAGAUGGCUCUGAGAGAAGACAUACCCAUCCAACAUGCUCAUGACGAGACAGCCAAUGUUCUUCACAGAAAACUAGAACAGCAUAAGGAAGUAUUAAAAAACUUGGAAUCGCACAGGCAAACCUUCCACCAGAUCCACAAGGACAGAUCAGUGAAUGGGGUGCCUGUCCCACCUGAACAGCUGCAAGACAUGGCCGAACGGUUUAAUUUUGUGUCUACAUCAUCAUAUGCUCACUUGAUUAAACUGGAAUUCUGGGAGAUAAAGUAUCGGCUGAUGGCAUUUCUUGUGUUGGCUGAAUCAAAGCUCAAGUCCUGGAUCAUUAAGUAUGGCCGGCGGGACUCAGUUGAGCUCCUCUUACAAAGCUACCUUACUUUCAUUGAAGGCCACAAGUUCUUUGAGCAGUAUGAGAUAAUCUUCACAGCCCUCCAGCAAGCUGCAGAGGUUUAUGUAAAGUCUGAUAGUUCAAGGUCUAAGACCUGUAACAGAGUCGAUGAAGCGGAAGGGGUAAGUAAAUUCCUCAGUGAUGCCACGGCUCAGUGGAAGAAUCUGGCUCUGGAGGUGCGGAGUGUUCGCAGCAUGCUGGAGGAGGUGAUCUCCAACUGGGAAAAGUACAGUAGCACAGUGGCAGGUUUGCAGGCCUGGCUGGAGGACGCUGAGCAGAUGCUCAACCAGUCAGAAAAUGCCAAACGUGAUUUCUUCAGAAACCUCUCUCACUGGAUCCAGCAGCACAUGGACAUGAACGAUGCUGGGAACUUCCUCAUUGAGACUUGUGAUGAAACAGUCUCACGAGAUCUGAAGCAGCAGCUGCUUCUACUGAACGGGAGAUGGAGGGAGCUGUUCGUCAAAGUCAAACAUUAUGCAAGAGCAGAUGAGGUGGAUAAGUUGAGGCAAGACUACCAAGAUGGUAUUAAUACCUUAAAGAUGUUCAUGGAUGCAACCAAUGAAAAGAUGACUGCUCCUGUCCAAGUGUCUUUCCUGAACGUCAGAGCCUUUGUUCAAGAUGUUGAGGAGGUCAAGCACAAAGUGCCAGCUAUGGAAGCAGCCUGUAAGGCAGCGAGUCGGACGGCUCAGCUGUUGACCAAAGACACGCCGCAGGAAGAGGUCUCACAGAUGAUGGCUGUGAUGGCCUCAAUCAAAGAACAGCUGAGCAAGGUGAGAGAGAGAAGUUUGCCUCUGCUGAGGGAAUCUCAAUCUCUAUUACCUCCACUGGAAGAAAUGGAGAAGAACAUUACAGGCUUUUACCAGGCUCUGGAGAAGGCCAGUCAUAUCACCAGCACCACAGACUCUGAGGGACCAGUAGACUUUAAACAGAGAUGCCAGGAGCUGGCGACCUUCACACACAGCUGUAAGAAGUGUCUGACAGUGAUAGAGAGAAACCACCAGACUAUCCAGAAAAUAAUGAACAGCAGUAAAACCCUGCAGCACAUGGACAUGAGUCUUCUGCAGAAAAGAGUCGGAGACCUGCAGGCGUCCUCACAGACAAUGAUUAAAGAAUCUACUGAGUGGCGGAAGCACGUGGAGGCGAACAGCAGCCUCAUGAAGAGGUUUGAUGAGUCACGGGUGGAGCUGGAGAAGGUUCUUAAAAUGGCACAGCACUGUCUGACAGAGAGAGGCAACCCAGAGGAGCUGCUCAAGAAACACACAGAAUUCUUUGGUCAGCUGGACCAGCGAGUUUUGAAUACAUUCCUCAAGGCUUGUGAUGAGCUGACAGACAUUUUGCCGGAGCAGGAGCAGCAGUCGCUGCAGGAAACAGUCAGGAAGCUGCACAAACACUGGAAGGAUAUCCAGACAGACGCCCCUUUUCACCUCUUGCACCUGAAAGUGGAGUUGGAGAGGAGCAAGCUGAUGUUGUCGCUGCAGGAGUGCCAGGCAGAGGUGACCAGGGAGAACCGCCACCUGGCUAGCAUGGGGAGCGAGAGGCUCAUCAAGGAGCACAGGGCCUUCUUUAGGGAAAAGGGCCCUCAGUCCAUCUGUGAGAAAAGGCUGCAGCUGAUGGAGGAACUUUGUCAAAAACUCCCUGAGGGUGACCCUGCUCACCAGACCCUGGAAGUAGCAAGAAAGGACUUCUCUGAGGUCCAAGAGGAAAUUGAGAACACCCAUCAGAAGAUAUUACAGCACCCGGAUAAAUGGAAGGAGUACAACACAAGGUACGCUGAAUUCUCCUGCUGGCUCAUAUCUAAAGAAAGCCAACUGAGGCUGCUGAGAAACCGAGCCAACGAUCCCAGAAAAUACAGCCAGGUGAAGGCUACCAUCAUGGAGCUCAGGAAUGAUGCAGAGCUACAGGAGGGGAAUCUUGGCUGGCUGAAGGCCCGCAUGGCCGGAAUGAUUGAAAUCUGCGCUGACAGCGAUGCCCAGAGGCAAGGAAGUGCACUGAGCAAGCUCUCUACUGAUUUUAAGGGUCUUCUUGCUUCGCUCUUAGAGGCUGAGAAGAUGGUGCUGGCUGUGGGGGACUGUGUGCAGUUCAGGGAAGAAGUACAAACGACUCUGGAUGAUCUUGUUCACGGGCAGAAAGAGGCGCAAGCUGAGGUCACCAAAAUACUGGACUGUCCAACUGUCAGAGAAGCUCAACAGCUGCUACUUGUUCACCAGCAACUGCUGAAACGCCUGAAGCUUAAGAGGAAGGACGUCCAGCAGCUGAUCACCAGAGGUCAGCAGCUCCAGGCCGAGGAAGGUCUGGGAGAAACUCUGCAGCAGGACCUGCAGAGUCUGGAGAACACACUCAGCAAAAUGGAGCAGAAUAUGGAUUCACAGGAGCAGAGCCUUGAGGUCACACUGGCAGCCUGGCAGGAGUUUGACAGCCAGCAGGAAGCAGUGCAUGAGUUUGUCAACAAGGCCCGCUCCACAAUGGAGAGAGACCUGAACUUCAGCAGUCCAGAGAGCCUGGCUGUUGAGCUUGACCAGGCUAGAGUGUUGUUGAAGCAGUGUGAAGCAGAGGCCUCACAUAUGAACACGUUGCUGAAGAGAGCGACAGAAAUUCAGCUCGGUCCCAAAAACAAGACUCUGCUUUUACAGCAAGCUCGUUCCCUCAGUGAGCAAGUGGACACAGUGGAGGCUGGGCUCAAAAAAGAUGUCAAGACUCUGGAGGAAAUGAAAACUCAGUGGGACCAGUUCGGAGCCGGUUUUGAAACCUUUUCCUUGUGGAUAUCUGAGAAGGAAAAGCAGCUGGAUGUACUGAAAUCUUCUACCUUGAAUCUUGAGCAACAGAUCAACACAGUAAAGACUGUUGGUACAGAGCUUCAAGGGCGAGCCGAGGUCCUUUCUCAGCUGGAGGCAGAUUCCCAGGCGCUGGCCCAGUUUGUGUCUUCGGGGGAGGCAGCUCGCAUUAAGGCUCGUCUGACCCAAAUCGGCAGGUACUGGGAGGAGCUGAGGGAGAGUGUACAGCAGCUUGAUGGACAGCUGGAGGAAAGCUCCUCUCACCAGCAGAAGUUUAAAACAAGCCUCGAGACAGUGCAAGCAUCUCUCGACGAGCUACAUAUGAAACUGGAACAUCCUAUUAAAUCCUGCACCUCCUCAUCAGAGACCUACAAAGCUCUUCAGAACCACAUGGACGUCUGUCAGGGUCUUGAAAGGCUGAAGGGAACCUUACUGUCUCUGUCAGCUGGUGCUCGCAGACUCAGUGACAAAGAGCAAGCCGAGAGGACUGUGACAGAGCUGAACUCCAGCUAUGACCAAAACAUACAGGAGGCAAAGGACAAGCAGAGCACUUUGGAGAACCUGCUUUCUCUUUGGCAAAAGUAUGAGAAACAGCGUUCAAACUUUGUUUCCUGCCUGGAGAGGAGUGAAUCUGCAUCCAAACUGGAGAGUCAGUGUCUGUCAGCUGAUAAAGCCAAACUCCGCACAGAGCUACAAGAUUUGCAGGCCUUGCACUCUGAAGUCCAGUACCUGGAGCCGGCUCAUGCUGAACUAGUAUCUCUGGGGAACUCAUUGUAUGUGACUGCACCUGAAGAGAGAGUGAGGCAGCUGAAAGACGAGCUGGAGACUCUGCAGAAGAGAUUGCACGUUCAAAAUGAAAGCCUGCCUCAAAGAAUCAAAGAUUUUCAGAACCACCUCUCCCUGGUGGAGCAGUUUGACCAGGCCCUGCUUAAAUUCUCCCAAUGGAGUGAAGCCAUGCUCUCAAAUGUGCACUCAGCUUCUCAAGUCAACAUUAGCAAGCUGCAGUCUGCCGCCGCACAAGUAAAGGAGACCCAGGCGGCCCUGCAGAAGCAGUCCAGUGUGAGACAGAGCUUGGAGCAGCAGGCCGAGAAGCUCUGUCAGUUCUGUGAGCCUGGUGAUGCACAGCUCCUCCGCAGCAGAGCAGACAGCUGUUUGCAGCCCUACAUAGAGGCCCAGCACAUAGCGGAGCUCCAGUUAGAGUGUCUGGAAAGGCUUGAGGCUUUUCUGCAGACCCACAGUGUGGCUGCAGGGGUGUUGCGGGGUCUGAGACAGACUGUGGAGAGUGCAGGGAGCUGGGAUCGCGGAAGAGUAGAGGAGCUGCAGCAGGAACUGGCCACUAUUGUCCCAGACAUUACCCAUCUUGAGACCCUGGCCGUCAAUCUGGACAGUAGUCUCUGCAAAAGCCAUCUCCACAUCGGUGCUGAAGAGGGGUCUCGUAAGUCAUGUCGUAUGCUGGCUGAUUCACUCAGUGCUGAGCUGGAUACAGUGAGGAACCUACUUGGUACUAAGCAGAGUGAAGCAGAGGCCCUAGGGGCUCUGUGGACCUCAUUUAGACAGCGGAAAGAACAGCUGCUCAAAGCUGUGGAGGACAUUGAAGAAAAAGCAGAUCACCAGAGCUUCAAAGAGCCGAGCCUGCAUGCUCUGCAACAGAGGCUGAGGUUCUUUAAUCAGCUGGAGGAUGAACUACAGUCUCACCAGCAUGAGGAGCAGUGGCUGAGGGACAAGGGCAACCAGCUGGCCCAGAGAGAUGCGGAGCUGGCCGGGGAGGUGCUGAGGGAAAUCAGUCUGCUGGAGACCACGUGGGAGGACACCAAGAAGCUCAUCACAGAGAGACAGGAGCAGUGCAAUGUUCUUGUUGAGCUCAUGAGAGAAUACCAAAUCCUGAAAACCUCCAUCAGCAGCGUAAUUGAGAGCACUGAGCCUCUGGUUGACAUAAGCUCUGUUCUGAAAGACCACGAGGAAACCAAGAGGUCACUAACCAAGCAUGAGGCGGUGAAGACAGAGAUGACGGUCAAGCAACAUGACCUGGACCAGUUUUCCUGCAAAGGAAAACAGCUUGUGAUUGAACUGAAGAAGAUCCCCGACUGUGACUCUGAAAUGAUGAAGAAGGAUAUGGAGACACUAGUGGAUCAGUGGCUGGACGUGUCUGAGAAAAUAGAUGACAACAUUGAUCGCCUGAACCAGAGUGUAGCUCUGUGGGAUGAUGUGCGUAAGAUCAGCGAGGACAUUGAGAGCUGGACAAGCAGCUGUGUGAUUGAACUAAAUGAAAGCCUCAACAACCUCAACAACAGUCAGAAGGUGUCGGAAAGGCUCUCUACGUUACAGGCAGAAAUGGGUGAGAAGGAACAGAAACUUGAAGCCCUGCAGAGCAGAGUCUCAGAGCUGAAGAAGUGUAGUCAAAGUCAAGAGACUCCUGCUAAAUUACAGGUGCUGGAGAAUGACCUGCGGAAGAAGAUCAGCACUGUUCAGAAGCUCCAUGAGCAGGCCAGGGGAAACCUCAUGGACUUCAGUUUCCAAAGGAAACAGCUGGAGGAUUACAUCUCACAGAUGUCUGCAUGGCUGAAAAGUAUGGAGGAUUCCUUGGUUUCUUCUCCCACUGGAUCAGAUCCUGAGGACAUCUGCAGAGUGAAGGACCUUCAGAAGGAGCUGCAAAAUCAGCAGGGAAGCAUUGACUCUACCAGGGAGAGCCUCAACACCCUGUGUAGAAAAUAUCCCUCUGAAGAGCUGGCUGGUCUGGGUUCAGCACUCACUGAUCUCAUCAAGACCUAUGAGUCUGCAAACCAGCUUUCUGCCAGGACACUCGCGUCACUGCAGAACUGUCUUCAGCAGCAGUUCAAUGACCUAGUUCAGGAGUUCCAUCGCUGGCUUUCCGAACAGAGGGAGAUAGUGAAAGAAUGCUCUGACCGAUCUGGAGACACUCAAAUUGUGGAACGCAAACUACAGAAACUAAAGGGCGCCAUGGAUCGUGUGGAGGAGGGUGAGGUCCGUCUCACACAGGUCUGUGAAGAAGGAGAGAAGCUCCUACUCCAUCUUCCCAAAGCCAGUGCCGGGCAGGUCCAGCAGCACCUUUCCUCCAUCCAGCAGGACUGGGACAGCUUUGUUGAGCAGUGCAGACAGAACCAACAGAUCCUGGAGGACAGCGCAUCCCUCAUGAAAGGGUUCGAGGGUCGCCUCAAGAAGCUCAGGUGGUGGUUGGAACAUAUGGAAAAGAGGAUGACCACGGAUCUGUUGGAAGCCAGUCAGCGUGGUCCUGAAAAGGCUGUGCUUGAGCAAGUGGAGGAAUAUCAGCAGGAAGUGCUCAAAGAAAGGGACUCAUUUGAGCGUUUAUGCCAGGAGGGCCAGGCGCUAAAUGAAGGUGGGCGAGGCGACGGUAGUGAGACGAGGGUGUCAGCUCAGCUGCAGUCACAGCACCAGGCCUUGCUGAGGCGUGUGAGAGAACGGCUGCGCAGCUGCCAGCUCACUUUACAGGAGCAACAGGCCUUUGAAGAGACACUGCAGACUACAUGGACCUGGCUUAACGGAGUCCAGGAGCGCCUGGCUUCACUCAACAGCACAGUUGGCAAUAAAGAGACUCUGGAGAAAAGGCUAGGUCUUGUACAGGAUAUCCUGCUAAUGAAAGGCGAAGGUGAAGUGAAGCUCAACAUGACAGUGGGAAAAGGAGAACAGGUCCUGAAGCACAACAGAAUGGAGGGGCAGGAGGCCAUUUGUUCACAGCUACAGAGCCUGAAGGAUGCCUGGGCCAAUAUGUUGAUGACUUCAAUGAGUUGCCACAGUCGUCUGGAGUGGACCGUGGCCCAGUGGACCAGCUUUCAGGAGAAUAAGAGUCAGCUGCAGCAGUGGAUGGAGUCAGUGGAGCAGGAGGUUGGGAUGACUCUGCCUCAGCAGCCUGGCCUCAAAGAGAAAUCAGCUUUGCUUGAGCGACUCAGAGCCAUCCUGGCCGACGUGGACGCUCACGCAGGAGCACUGUCACGCCUAACAGACAAAGCCGUGGAGAUGCAUGAAAAAACUGGCGACCAGACCUUUGGACCAGAGUCGAGGGCAGAGCUCAAUGCACAUUUUGCUGAUAUCUCAGCUGUUGUCAAGGGUAAAGUGCAGUCCAUGCAAAACAUUGUGUCUGAGCAUGAGCAGUAUCUUGAUGCUGUGAGAGACUUCAACGACUGGCUGAUCUCAGCAAAAGAGGAACUCCAGCGCUGGUCGGACCUGUCAGGAAACUCACUCUCUAUUAAAAGAAAACUCUCCAAAGUGCAGGAGUUGCUUGACUCUAAGCAGCGAGGCAGAGAGAGGCUGAAUCGGGUUCAAAGAUGUGGGGCAGUGGCGAGAGAUCACACUGGCUCGGGGGGCUAUGAGGCUAUGGAGCGAGAGGAAGCAGCCUUAUUGUCAUCAUGGGAACAGUGGGAACGUGGAGCACUACAGACACGGGCCAGUCUGGAGACAGCCCUCUCCCAGAUAGCCAGCUCUGAACAAGAGUUCAGCAGCUUGUCAGCACAGCUGGAGCACGACCUGCAGGAUUUCAACCGUAAGCUACACAACUGGCGUCUGCGUUUGGCCCAUGCAGAUGACAAAAAGGAUGGAGAGGAGGCUGUUAAGCGGUGGCAGAUAGCAAAGGACACGUUAGAGGAACUUGUCAAAGCUGAGCCCAUGUCUGAUAGUCUAAAGACGCAACUCAACGAUCUGUGCCGGUUCUCCAGAGACAUGGGCACACAGUCUGAGAGAGUGUCUGCUCUUAUUAAAGAAUACAACAGUCUGAGUCUCCAAGCGUCCAGGGAGUGCCAGAGCAAAGAGAAGCUGCUGGAACAAGGUUUCCGCUCAUCCUUCAGAGAGUUCCAGCAGUGGUUGGUCAAUGCCAAAAUCAACACAGCCAAGUGUUUUGAUGUCCCUCAAAAUCUCAAUGAGGCCUCAUCUAGCUUGCAGAAGAUUCAGGAGUUUCUAAGUGACAGAGACCAAGGUCAGUCAAAGCUGAAUGCUGUGGUUGCAAACGGUGAGCUCAUCUCCAGUAUCGUAGGUAAAGACAAAGUCGAUGCAGUUCGGGCAAAAAUGAACACUGCCAGAGAGGACUGGAAAAAUAUGAUGUCUAACCUGCACAACAGAGAAGCAAGUCUACAAAACGUUUUGUCUCAGAUGAAGGAUUUUGAGGCAAGUGCCGAGCCCCUCCAGGAGUGUCUGAAUGUGACCGAGCUGGCUGUACAGGAGAGCAGCACGAGGCUUCAUGAUCUCACAGCCAAGAAGUUGGAGCUUCACAAGCUACAGUCUGUGCUUGAGGAAUUAGCCUCUCACGAGGUUCAGCUGAACAGGCUGAAAGAGAAGGCCCAGCUGCUGUGGGAUGAACACGCGGCCGGCAAGGGUUUUGUGCACCGUGUCUCGCAACUCUCUGCUCAGUACCUAGCUUUAACCAACCUGACCAAGGAGAAGGCAUCUCGGAUCGAUCGAAUAGUCACCGAGCACCAGCUUUUCUCCCAAGGGUUAAAGGAGCUUCAGAACUGGGUGGCCGAUACGAGCCACAUGCUGCAGACUUACUGCACCCCCACUGCCGACAAAAACGUUCUUGAUAGCAGGAUGAUCAAGCUGGAGGCCUUGCUGACCGCUCGCCAGGAGAAGGAGAUCCAGCUGAAGAUGCUGAUCACAAGAGGAGAGUCAGUUCAGAGAAACACCUCAGCUGAGGGAGUGCCUGCAGUCCAGAAACAAAUACAGGAGCUAAAAGAUUCCUGGGAUGCUCUACUCUCUGCUUCUAUUCAGUGCAAAAGUCAGCUGGAGGGUUCCCUGUCUCAGUGGACCAGCUAUCAGGAGGAUGUACGACAGUUUGUGGCGUGGGUUGAGCGUGUGGAGGAGAGUCUUGACCCCACGGACAAACAGUGCCCAGAGAUGAGAGACAAAACUGCAAAUCUGAGCAAAGCCAAGUUGCUGUAUGAAGAAGUGCUGAGCCACAACACCCUGCUGGACACCAUCACUGCAAAGAGUGCCAGUAUUGCUGAGAACUAUGUUGCUCAGCUGGAGCUCCAAGAUCUGCAAGAGUGCUAUAACACCAUCAAAGACAAUGCCAUGAGGGCAGUAGGCAAAGCAGAGGAACUAGUAAAAGCCCACCAGGAGUAUCAGCGGGGUCUCCAUGCGUUUGAGGACUGGCUGGAACAGGAACAAGAGAAGCUCGCCUGCUACACCCAGCUGGAGGGCGAUGUUGAUAUGCUGGAGGAGACUCUCCAAAAGCUGCAGGAACUACAGCUGCGCUGCACGGAGGGCCAGGCUUUGUUAAACACUCUGCUGUGCAGUCGAGAACUGGUCGUUCCCUGGGGACUGCCUCAGAUAGAGGAUAGAGCGCUGGAGACCCUGCAGCAGGAGUGGAGGUUGUACCAGGCCCGGCUGGCCGACACACGGGCUCAGCUCAACAGUGCUCUGGCCAAACUGCGACAGAUGGAGCAGAAGUUCCAGCGUCUCGACAGCUGGUUAAAGGGCAUGGAGACCAAAGCACAACUGCGUAGCCAUCGGCGGUCUGACCGCGCCACUAAAGAUGCUCAACUCCAGCUAAUAAAGAGCUGGCAGGAGGAAGUGCUGGUUUAUCAAGAGGAGAUGGAGGGCCUCAGUCUUGGCCAGCAGGUUCUGGAUGAAACCCAUAUUAGCAGUCGGAUCAGUACCAGAGCCACUCAGAUCACAGCCCGCUACCACGCUCUGCUUCUGCAUUUACUGGAGACGAUCAAACAGCUGCAGGAGGAGGUGUCCUGCAUUGAAGAGGCUCAGUGUGUCUUCAGAACCUUCUCAGACUGGCUCAGCAAAGCGCAGAAUAACUUCAGCACUGUGGCUAUAAGUAUCGAUGUAGUGGACCGAUUUGCCAUGGAGAGAAAGAUGAAGAAACUAGAGGCUCUUCAGGGUGACAUGGAGCAGGGUCACACUUACCUGAAGGCAAUGAGGGAGAAGACUCAGCGAGCCAUGGCGUUCUUGGAGGAACCCGAGGCAGAUCAGCUAAAGGAGGAGGUGGAGACCCGUCUCUUCCAACUGGAGGAGUUGAUGGUGGCUCUGCGCACAGAGCACAGCUCCCUCGAGAAAUGUAUCUCACUCUCCAAAGACUUUAUGGAUAAAUACAAGGCCCAGAACCAGUGGGUGACGGAGACCAAGAACCUUUUAGCAUCAAGUGUAGAGCCUAAAGCUGAACUCUACCAGAAGAAGGCUCAGCUAGCAAAGUACAAGACCAUCCAGCAGACAGUGCAAUCGCAUGAGUCAGCAGUGAAAUCUGUCAUUGAGAAAGGAGAGGCCCUGCUCGACACAGUCCACGACCCUACAAUAAGUGACAACAUGAAAAACCUGCAGGCUGACUACCAAGACCUCUGCUUGGCCGCUAAGACACAGGUCCAGAAUCUUGUGGAGUGGGUGAAGGAGCACGAGGAUUACAACAGUGAGUUGCAAGAGGUGGAGAAGUGGCUGUUGCAGAUGUCCAGUAGACUGGUCACCUCUGACUCCAUGCAGACCAGCAGUAUGGAGAUGGCCACUCAGCAACUUGCCCGACACAAGGCAAUAAUGGAGGAGAUAGCCAGUUUUGAGGAGCGUCUCAGCAGCUUGCAGCAGAAAGGAGAAGGUCUUGUUGCCAGCUGUACAGAUCAAGUUCAAGCUAAGAUCAGUCAACAAGUCCAGGCUCAUCAGCAGGGAACCAGAGACAGCUACUCCGCCAUUUGCAGCACUGCUCAACGUGUGUACCAGAGUCUAGACCGGGAGCUGCAGAAACACGUUAGCCAUCAGGACACUCUCCAGCAGAGUCAGACCUGGCUCUCCACAGUGCAGGAGGAGCUCCAGCUCAAUGAUCAGGGACCAUCUGGACUGCAGGAGGCACUCAAGCAGGUGAAGCACUACAGGGCCCUUCAGGAGCAGGCCAGUACUUACCUGGACUUGGUGUGUUCUGUGUGUGACCUGUCUGAUGAUGCUGUGAGAGUGACAGCUGCCAAGGUCCAGCAGGUCAAACUCACGAUUGAGGAAAGGAUGUCCAGUGCUCAGGAGCUUUCAGAGGGCUGGAGGGAGAUCAAGGAACAGAAACAAGAUCUAACCAGCCUGUUCCAGGACAUGGAGCAGCAGCUCCUCAGUCUCUCCAGAAGGCCUGCAGAGCUGGAGACCAAGAUAGCUCAAAACAUGCUGUCACAAGCCAAGGAAUGCAGCCAGCAACUGCAAUCUAAACAGAGUAUCCUGACCAAGAUGACCGAGACUGUGAGCAGAUUGACUGGUGGCCAGGACUCCCCAGAACAUGCAGAGCUUGACCGCCUGAGCCAUUCCUGGCUCGACCUCUGCCAUCAGGCCAACAAGCUGCAGGGUCAGAGGGAGGAGGACCUGCAGAGGGCUAAAGAAUACCAUGACUGUAUCUCUGCAGUGGAGGCACUGUUCGAACAGGUGUCCAAAGAGUGGGACAAUCUGGCCAGAACGGAUGCUGAAAGUUCAUCUCAGCACUUGGAGGCUUUACGGAAACUUGCAGUAACCCUGGAAGAACAAAAAGGCACUCUUGAGGACCUUAAAGAUCAGAAACAGAAAGUCAUCCAACAUUUGAACCUGGAUGACAAGGAGCUGGUAAAAGAGCAAAUCAGCCACUUUGAGCAGAGAUGGUCUCAAAUGCAAAACCUAAUUGAGAGGAAAAUCCAGGACUCAGUGGUGACGCUAGAAGAUAUGAGCCAAGUAGAGGCCCGUCUGAGAGAGGCUCGGGACUGGGCAGAGGAGCAGCAGCCCGCCCUGUCCGAGGCCAUGAAAAUGAGUCCACCCCCUGAGCUGGCUCAGAGCUUCCUGUUUGACCACCUGAGCAUUUGCAGUGAGUUGGAGGCCAAGCAGCUGUUGCUGGCCCAGGCCAUGGCCGAUGCUGACAGGGUGCUGGCCCGGCUGGGCCUCAGUGAACGGCAGCGUUUGCAGCAGCUGAUUUCUGCCACCCAAUCUGAAGUGGAAUCUCUGAGCGUGAAAGUGGUGCAGCGCAGAAAACACCUCAGCAAGGCUUUCACAGAGAGGACGCAGUUCCUGAUGGCUGUGAACCAGUCAAUUUCCUGGGUCCAGCAGAAUGAGAAGAAGGCCCAGGCAGAGGAGUACAUUGCCUUGUUACCUGAUGACCUGGCCAAGCAGGUCAGAACAUGCAGGAACAUCCAAAGCAGUCUCAAAGCCUAUCAGAGUGAGCUGACCUCCUUGUGGUCUCAGGGGAGGGAUCUGAUGAGAGAUGCCAGCGAGGAAGAAAGGAAUGAGAUUCUCACAAAGUUACAGGAGUUACAAAACAUCUUUGACAAAACGUUACAUAGAUGUGGCCAGAAACUGCAGGAGCUUGAAAAGGUAUUAGUUUCCAGAAAGUAUUUCAAGACCGAUCUAGAGAAAAUAUGCCAAUGGUUGAAACAAGCUGAUAUAGUCACCUUUCCUGAAAUCAAUCUCAUGGUUGGAGACGCUGAAUUGGAAGCACAACUACUGAAGUAUCAACUGAUAGUUGAGCAGGCAAUUGAAUAUGAGAACCUCCUCCUAAUUGUACAAAGAGCUGGCCAGGAAAUAUUGCCCACUCUGAAUGAAGUCGACCACUGCUAUUUAGAUGAAAAACUCAACACCCUCCCCCACCAAUAUAACAGCAUAUUAGCACUAGCCAAAGAGAAACAGGAGAAAAUCCAGCAGGCUAUUCUUACAAGGAACGAGUACACCUCUUUCAUAGAUGUCACUCAUAAAGCACUUAAAGAGCUCGAAGAACAGUUCAACAAUCUUGGCACACAACCUGUAGGGCUGCAGACAGAAGAAGUUGUCAGUUUGCAGAGUGAUUACAAAGCCAUUCAGGCAGAUCUGAGCAACCUUGGUCUAGCUGUGAGUGAACUGAACCAGAAGAAAGAGGGAUUUCGGAGCACUGGUCAGCCUUGGCGCACAGAGGAAAUGACCCAGCUUGUGAGCCUGUACAACGGCCUGAAGAGGUUGGUUGAACAGAAAGUAGAGCAUCUGGAUGAAACCUUGGAGACAUUUGAGGACCGCAAGGCGAUGGCCAUGCAGGUCGACUCUCAGUUAAAGGCAACAAAAGAGCAGCUGGUUAAAGUCAACGCAGAGACCCAGUCGGCUGAGGAGAGGCUGAAGAACUACCAUGCUCUAGCAGGGAGUCUCCAGAGUGCCAACUCUCACUUGUCAAGGCUCAUGGAGCAGAUGGACACUCUUGCCCCCCGUGUGGACCAUGCGGCCCAUGACGCCUCUAAAGACCAAGUGGUUCUGUGGCAAGAGGAGCUACGGUCUUUGCAGGCUGCAGUAGGGGAGCUGAUAGAAGAGUGUGAGAACAGGUUUGUUCAAAGCAAAGACUUUGAGACAGAGAUGAAGAGGACUCUGGACUGGCUGCAGCAGGUCAGGGAUGAACUGGGCUGUGCUGUGAUCGUGGACGUGAGGGUGGAGAAGGUGCAGGAGGAGAUCAGGAAGCAGCAAAUCAUGCAGGAGGAAGUGCAGUCCAGGCUGAGAAUUGUGGCCGCUCUCAGUAGCAGGGAGAAACAGGAGUAUAACAGUGCCAAUGAGCUUGUCCCGGCCCAUGUAGAUACAAACCUGGAAGAAAUGGCAAAGCUUCAGGCCGAUGUCCAAAAAGCACUGAGCUCAAAACAGAUUACUCUGGAGGAAGCUCUGGGGUUGUGUCAGAAGUACCACUUCAGGAUGCAAUCGGCCUGUGAAUGGCUGGAGGACGCCGUGUCCUUCCUGCAGCAAGCUAGCCUUGGUGUGGAUGUGGAGAACUACGAGGAGUGUCUCCGGCAGCAAGGGGACAUCGUGGCCACGGAGCAGGAGUUCCUGAGCCACCUGGAGGAGCUGCAUGGCCUGUUGCCCCAGCUGGAGAACCUGGUCAACCCCACAGCUAAAGAGCAGCUCCGUUUGAGCGUGGAGUCGGCAAAGCAGAGAGGCGUGGAGGUCCGAGAUCAGCUCCAGUGUCACCAGGAUGUCCUUCAUAGCUGUGUGGCUCAGUGGAAGUCAUAUCAGGAGGCGAGGCAGACUGUCAUUGAGAUUAUGAAUGAAGCUGAAAAGAAGCUGACAGAAUUUUCCACUGCAAAGGCAGCCACAAGCCAAGAGGCUGAAGAUAAGCUGUGCAGUCAUCGGUCGCUUGUAUCACUGGUGAAUGGCUUCCAAGAGAAGCUGAGUGGUUUAGAGGAGCAAGCCGCUCAGCUGGAGCUGGUGGGGAGUGAUGCCAGCAAGGCCACCAUCAGUCGCUCAAUGACCACUGUGUGGCAGCGCUGGACUCGACUACGCAGUGUGGCACGGGGACAGGAGAGAGUACUCGAGGACACAGCACAGGAAUGGAGGACUUUUAGGGAGAAGAUGGUGAAGGUGAGAGCAGUGUCUGAUGAGCUCCAGAGUCGUUUCCCUGACAGUGCCGUGGAGAAAGCCUCCAAAGCCACCCUGCAGUCGCUGCUAGACCAGCAUGACUUGCUGAGCCAAGACUUAGAGAGAGAGCUCUCCUCUCUUACACUGCUCCGCCAGUACGCCCUCAGCCUAUUGCACGAUGUGGAAGUGCCUUCACCCACAAAUGACCAGGAUGAGCUGCCCAGCCUCAAGGAGAUCAGAGCUGUGCAAGACCAAAUGGAAAGCCUUCUGACACAGUCCAGGACUAAGCGGGCUCAAACAGCUCAGGAACUGAGGGAAAGAGAGGAAGUGGAAAAGGAACUCAGUGUUGCGAAGGCCUGGAUCCAGGAGACCAGGGAGCUUCUUCUCAAUCCCACACCAGACAUCGAUUCUCUACUGCAGGAGCUUGAGAUUGUGCAUGGAGAAGUGAUCACCUAUCGUCAGAAUGUGGAUAAAUUAGCAGAGCAGCAACAGAGCAAGUACCUGGACCUCUACACUAUAUUGCCCUCUGAAAUCUCCAUGCAACUAGCUGAGGUCUCACUCGCAUUGGGUGCCAUUGAGGAUCAGGUUCUUUCCAAAGAGAGAGAAAUUCAGAAAACCAGAGAAAUAAAAGAGGACUUCAGCUCCAGGAUCCAUGAAAUCUCUGAGAAACUUAAAGCUAUUGCUGCUAAAUUCAAGGAAAAAUCUCCAGAUGUUGAUCAUGCUAAAGAAGAGGUCAAGAGCCUGGCUGAAGACUUGGACUCCUGCGGUCGCACCCUCUGUGAGCUGGACGCUGCCAUACAAGAGUUUGGCCGCAGAAACCCCCUGCUGGCCAAACAGCUGAGUGACGCCAUCAGCAAGCUGUCAGAGAUGCAUCACCACACAACGCGGCUGGCAGACUGCAGGAACAACUGGCUCAAAAAGGCUGUCUGCUAUUUAGAUGAGUAUAAUGAGAUGCUGGACUUCAUUGUGAGGUGGUCGGAGAAAGCCAAAAGCCUGGUGAGGGCAAACAUCAUCUGGAACUCGUCUGUUCACCUGCAGGAGCAGAUACGGAUGUAUCAGGCUGUCCUGCGUGAGUCUCGGGAGCUCCACGGAGACCUGGAAUCAAUGGCGGAGAAAGUAGAGCUCCUGUCUGAGGUGCUGCAGGUUGAAUCUAUGAGCCAACAGGUUUGUGAACUCAGUCGACACACAGAGGAGCUUCAGCAAAGCAUCAAGAUGCGGCUGCAGAGCUUGGAGGAUGCAGAUAAGAGUAUGGAGGCGCUGGAGUAUGAAGUUAAGGCCCUACAUGUAGCUCUGGAGCAGGUGCAAGCCACACUGACCUCACCAGAGUUGGCACGCCAGAGCCUCAAAGAACAACUCGCUCAGAGACAGCGUUUGUUGUCAGAUAUGGAGAGCUUCAAGCAGCAGGUGCAGGCAGUCCAGAUGUGUCAGAGUGCUCUGCGGGUCCCAGAGGAGGUGAUGCCCAACCUUGCCAUUUGUCGCACAGCUCUGCGUCUGCAGCAAGAAGCCAGUCAGUUGCAGCACGUGGCCAUUCAGCAAUGCAACAUUCUUCAGGAGGCAGUGGUGCAGUAUGAGCAAUACGAGCAGGAAGUGAGAGACCUACAGGGGCUGAUUGAGGAAGCACACCGUGUCAUCCAGGACCGACCAAUCCCUGCCAGCAACAUCCAGGAGCUGCAGGCCCAGAUCCUUCACCAUGAAGAACUUGCCCAGAAGAUCAAAGGUUACCAAGAGCAGAUCGCCUCACUGAACUCAAAAUGCAAGAUGCUGGCGGUGAAGGCCAAGCAUGCCACCAUGCUACUGACAGUGACUGAUGUGGAGGGACUGCCUGAGGGGCUGCAGGACAUGGAUGGGGAGAAAUCAAAGAAAUCCUCAGCACAAGCCGUCAUGAUGACGGCUGGCCGCUGUCACACACUCCUGUCUCCUGUAACUGAGGAGUCUGGGGAGGAGGGCACUAACAGUGAGGUCUCUUCCCCUCCUGUCUGUCGCUCUCCCUCCCCCAUCACUCACACUGAGGCCACUGUAACCAAGAUGGGAAGAGGAACACUCACAAGAGCUCCAAUCCAAGAAUUAUAUGAUCCGACAUUUGAGUCUGUGGCCAACCUAGAUGACUUGCAGCGCUCAUGGGAGACGUUGAAAAAUGUGAUCAGCGAGAAGCAGAGGUCUCUAUAUGAAGCUCUGGAAAAACAACAGCAUUACCAGGGUUCACUCCAGUCAAUCUCUUCUAAAAUGGAGGCUCUGGAGGCCAAACUGAGCGAGCCUCUGGAGGCAGAUAAAAGCCCAGAUAGCCACAUAAAGGCCCAUGAGGGUCUGAUAGAUGAGAUUCAGAGUGUGCAAGAGGAAAUAGACAGGCUGCAGACAAGCUUCACAGAGGAUCUGGCCUCUGAUGCUGUGGACUCGGACAUGGCUGACCAGCUGGCCAUGCAGUCCUCCCUCGCUGUGUUGGCUGAGAGGAUGGCCACCAUCCACAUGAAGGCCUCAGGGAAGCAACAACUAUUGGAGGAGCGCGUUAGUGACCGACUGGAGGGUCAACGUCAGGAACAGGCCAUACAGUUCUAUCAGACCCAGGCAGAUGGACUGGACCAGUGGUUGAUCAGAAUGCGCAGUUCCGUUACCUCCAUCCUUGAACCUAAACCUCUGGAGGAGACAGACAUGGAGGAUCAGCUUGCUGAAUGUCAAAACAUGCUGCUGGAGAUUGAAGAGAAGGUGUUGGCCCUGUCAGAGCUGUCCAUGCACAGUGAGAACCUGCUGCUGGAGGGCCGGACAGAGACCAGAGAGGAAGCGGAGCAGUUGGCCAGGAAGUUACGCACUUUGAAGGGCGGCCUGUUGGAGCUGCAGAGGAUGCUACAAGACAAGCAGAGUAACAUCCAGGGCUCUCUGCAGGAGCAGGAGGACAGUGAGUCAGACUCCAGUCUCUCACAGAGUCCCAGUGUGCAGGACUGGCUGGCCCAGGCCCGGACCACACGAACCCAACAACACCAGGACAGUCUUCAAAGACAGAGGGAGCUGGAGGAGCAACUUGCAGAGCAGAAAAAGCUGCUUCAGUCAGUUGCUAGCAGAGGAGAGGAGAUUCUCAUCCAGCAGGCCUCGCCCAGCAGUGCCAGUACAACAGAGCCAUUUUCAGCAGCAGCUUUGGUUGAGAGGGAAACUCAGGCUGCACGAGAACAGAUGAGGCAGAGAUGGGAGAGCCUGAGAUUAGAGCUGAAAACAAAACUGCAGCUCCUACAGAAAACUCUGGAUCAGGACCACAAGCAGCUGGUUUAUUCCAGAGCCUCUCGUGUGACCACAGCUGGCUCAUUGUUCAAAGGAGAAACACAAGCGGACAAAUCCUCCCUGAAGACUCUGUACGACAGCUUCAGACAGACAAUAGAAGACAUGACCACUCAGCCCGGUGGCGGUGAGACACAGGUGGCGCAGAUGGAACAGCAGCUCUACACAGCUGUGUCAUCCACCUCCUCCUGGCUGGAUGGUGUGGAGAACAACGUCUUCUCUGGCUCAGUGCUGCUGGCUGAAAACGCAGAGACCCAGCUAGAAAAGCAAGAGUCUUUAGAAAACGAUGUGAUGCACGUGACGGAGGAGGUGAAGCUCAGCCAGGCUCUGCUAGCUGGGUCUUCAAGUUUGAGACAUGAAGACCGGGCGCUGCUGGAGGACAACCUUGAGUGCCUGAAAGAGAGAUUAGGAGCUCUGGGUUGUGGUCUGGCACAACGCUGUGACCACAUGAGGACCAGAGCACAUGAACUCACAGCCUACCAGACUGAGCUACAGCUUCUCCAAACUGCUUUAAUUGAGACCAAGUGCCAGAUCCUACAGGCCUUAGCUGGAGCCAUGGACAAACCAGCCUCAAAACAGUUGGAGGUCAUCGCCAGUGCAGAGGAGAGCCUGAAAGACUUUGAACAGAGAAUCACAGAGAUCAAAGCCAGAGGAGCAGCACUGCAAGCCGAUCAGAUAUCAACAAACAAAAUACUGAAACUCCAGGAUUCUUAUGAAGAGCUGGUGAUGACCGUGGGUUCCCGGCGCAGCGGCCUGAACCAGAACAUGGCUCUGAAGGAGCAGUAUGAGCGUGCGCUGCAGGACCUGACCGACCUGGUGGAUACAGCUAAGGACAAGAUGGCUGCUGAUCAGAGGAUCAUUGCCAGCUCUGUGGAGGAAGUCCAGAAUCACCUGGACAAACAUAAGGAGUUCUUCCAGGGUCUGGAGUCCCAUAUGAUUCUAACAGAAACAUACUUCAGGAAAAUCAGUGGCCUGAUGCUUCCCAAAGAGAGCCAAGCCCUGGAGGAGACGCUGGCUGAGGCUCAGAGCGUCCUCAAAGAGGCACACAGUAAAGGAGUCGAGCUCGAGUGUAUCCUGGAGACUUGGUGCCGCUUGGUGCAGGAUUACCAGAGUCUAAACCGACAGUUGGAGGCAGUUGAAGGAAACAUCCCCUCUGUUGGUCUGGUGGAGGAGACGGAAGAAAGGCUCAUGGACAGAAUCUCAUUGUAUCAGGGUCUGAAGGGGAAACUGACAGAGCACCAACACAAGCUCCACCAGGUGCUGGAUGAGGGCAAACACCUCUUGCUGUCAGUGUGUUGUCCUGCACUGGAGAAUCAACUCGCACUGCUGGGGGAACACUGGCUCAACAAUACUGACAAGGUCAACAAGGAACUGCAGCGCCUGGAGGCCAUCUUAAAACAUUGGACCAGGUAUCAGAGGGAGUGUGCAGAGCUUAGCGAGUGGCUGCAGUCUGCUCUGGAGCGCCUGGAGUUUUGGAACACGCAGGCGGUGUUAGUGCCACAGGAGCUGGAAAGUGUCCGAGACCACCUCUCUGCUUUCCUUGAGUUUUCAAAGGAAGUUGAGGGCAAGUCCAGCCUGAAGAGCUCAGUGGUUACCGAGGGCAACCAGCUGCUGCGACUGAAGAAAGUGGACACAGUGGUGCUGCGGUCUGACCUGGGACGCAUUGACACACAGUGGACUGAGCUGCUCACACGCAUCCCAGUGGUCCAGGAGAAGCUGCAUCAGAUCCAAAUGGAGAAGUUGGCCUCCCGUCAUGCCAUUUCUGAGCUGUUUAACUGGAUCUCCUUGAUGGAGAAUGUCAUUGAGGAAGAUGAAGAAAACCUCAAAAGUGCUGUGGGGUCAAAUGUGAUUCAAGACUACUUGCAAAAAUACAAGGGCUUCAGAGUAGAUUUAAGCUGCAAGCAGCUGACCGUGGACUUUGUCAACCAGUCAGUGUUGCAGAUCAGUGGUCAGGAUGUGGAGAGCAAGCGCAGUGAUAAGACAGACUUUGCUGAGCGCCUCGGAGCCAUGAACAGACGCUGGCAGAUCCUCCAAGGCCGCAUCAAUGAGCGGAUCCAGUUCCUGGAGAGCCUUUUGGAAAUGUGGCUGGAAUACGAGAGCAGCAUUCAGGCCCUGAAGUCCUGGAUGGCAACUCAAGAGGAAAAGCUAAAGAGGAAACACCGGAUAGAGGAUUUGACAUCGGUGCAGAAUGCUCUCAAAGACUGUCAGGAAAUGGAAGAGUUGGUGAAGGAAAAAGAGAAAGAACUAGAGAGGGUGGAGGAGCAGGGCUGUGCCCUUGUCCAGAACAAGACCGAUGAGGCCUGUGCUAUCGUCAUGGAGACACUCCAGUGUGUCAAUCACACCUGGGCUAACCUGGAUCACUUGAUAGGACAACUAAAGAUCAGCUUGAAGUCGGUGCUGGAUCAGUGGAGUCUUUACAAGCGUGCUUCAGAGGAGAUCAAUGGCUACCUGAUGGAGGGAAGGUACUCCGUGUCUCGUUUUCGCCUCCUCACAGGCUCCCUGGAGGCUGUUCAGCUGCAGGUGCAGAGUCUGCAGGAUUUGCAAGAGGAACUUGAGAAACAGGAGAGCAGCUUGAGAAAGUUUGGUGCUGUGACCCACCAACUGCUGAAGGAGUGUCACCCUUCAGUGUCAGACUCCCUAAACAAUGCCCUCAAGGAUGUCAAUGCAAGAUGGACCGGCUUACUCGAGGAGAUUGCGGAGCGUCUGAGAAGCAGCAAGGCUCUGCUUCAGCUGUGGCAGCGCUACAAGGAGCUUUAUGAGCAGAGCUGCAGCAGCAUCCAGCGGCAGGAGGAAAAGGCCGACCAGCUACUCAAGACCACCUGCAGCAAGGACAUCUCUGAUGAGGAAGUGUCUGACUGGAUCCAAGAAUACAGCGAGCUGCUCCGGUCCCAAGCUCCAGUGCAGGCCUCCUUGCAAGUUCUCCAAGAACUGGGAGAUCAGCUGAAACAGCAGGUGGACACUUCUGCAGCGUCUAACAUCCAGUCAGAUCACCUCUCUCUCACCCAGCGGCUGUCUGCUGUGGAACAGGCCCUUACCAGACAGCUCACCACCCUGCAGACUGGAGUUCAAGAUUAUGAAACCUUUAAUGAUCAAUUGGAUUCAUUGGGAUCCUGGUUAGUUGAAGCUGAGGAGGCUCUGAAAGUGCAAGAUCCCAACGGCUCCACCGACCUGACAGUUAUCCAGGAUCGCAUGGAGGAUCUCAAGAGGCUCAUGCUGAAAUUCAGCAGUAUGGCCCCUGAAUUAGAGCGUCUUAAUGAGCUCGGUUAUCGGCUCCCUCUCAACGAUACAGAGAUCAAACGCAUGCAGAACCUCAACAGGAGCUGGUCAGCAGCCUCAGCACAGACCACAGAGAGAUUCAGCAAACUUCAGUCCUUCCUGCUGCAGCAGCAGACCUUCCUGGAGAAGUGUGAAACAUGGAUGGAGUUCUUGGUCCAAACUGAAGAGAAUCUGGCUGUGGAAAUUUCUGGGAACUACCAGAGUUUGAUCGAGCAGCAAAAAGCCCAUGAGUUGUUCCAAGCUGAGAUGUUCAGUCGCCAACAGAUCCUCCACUCUAUCAUCAGUGAUGGACAGCGGAUGUUAGAGCAGGGUCAGGUAGAUGACAGAGAUGAGUUCAACCUGAAGUUGACUCUGCUGAGUAACCAGUGGCAGGGCGUUGUCCGCCGUGCUCAACAGAGGCGCGGCAUAAUUGAUGGUCUGAUCCGUCAGUGGCAGCGCUACAGAGAAAUGGUGGAGAAGCUACGCAAAUGGCUGGUGGAGGUGUCCCACCCUGCAGAGGCCCUUCAGGCGGGGACUACAGUGCCUCUGCAACAAGCCCGCUCCAUGCUGGACGCUGUCCAGCUGAAGGAAAAAGUGCUGCAGCGUCAACAGGGCAGCUACAUCCUGACAGUGGAGGCUGGCAGACAACUGCUCCUGUCGGCUGAUAGCCGGGCAGAGAUGGCCCUGCAGACAGAGCUUACUGAUAUCCAGGAGCGAUGGAAACAUGCCAGCAUCUGCCUGGACGAACAGAAGAAGGAGCUUGCCACCCUGUUAAAGGACUGGGAGAGGUGUGAAAGAGGUAUUGGUGGAUCACUGGAAAAGCUUCGAGCCUUCAAACGGCAGCUGUCCCAGCCUCUCCCUGAUCACCAUGAGGAUCUGCAAGCUGAGCAGAUGCGCUGCAAGGACCUGGAGAAUACAUUUGAUGGCUGGACAGGGGAUCUGGCUCACCUGACUGUACUGAGAGAGUCGCUGUCUUGUUACAUCAGCGCUGAGGACCUUUCUGUGCUGCAGGAGCGAAUUGAGCUUCUGCACCGACAGUGGGAUGAAAUCUGCCACCAGCUGUCCCUGCGCAGGCAGCAGGUGAGUGAGAAGCUGAAUGAGUGGACUGUAUUCAAUGAGAAGUACAAGGAGCUCUGCGAGUGGCUCACCAACAUGGAGAGCAAGGUCUCCCAAAAUGGUGACAUCAGUAUUGAGGAGAUGAUCGAGAAGCUUCGCAAGGACUACCAGGAAGAGAUCACUGUGGCUGAGGAGAACAAGUUACAGCUGAACCAGCUGGGAGAGCGUCUGGCCAGAGCCAGUCACCAGAACAAAGCUACUGAGAUUGAACAAAAACUCGGCAAAGUCAGCGACCGCUGGCAGCACCUCCUGGAUCUCAUUGGAGCCAGAGUGAAGAAGCUGAGAGAAACUCUGGUGGCCGUGCAGCAGCUGGAUAAGAAUAUGAGCAGCCUGCGCUCCUGGCUUGCCCACAUCGAGACUGAGCUGUCUAAGCCCAUCGCCUAUGACGCCUGUGACUUCCAGGAGAUUCAGAGGAAGCUCGAUCUGCAGCAGGAGCUUCAGCGUGACAUAGAGAAACACAGCACGGGAGUGGCGUCUGUGCUGAAUCUGUGCGAGGUGCUUCUGCACGACUGUGACGCCUGCGCCACGGAUGCAGAGUGCGACUCCAUCCAGCAGGCAACUCGUAGCCUUGAUCGCCGCUGGAGGAGCAUCUGUGCCUUGUCUAUGGAGAGGAGACUCAAGAUUGAGGAGACGUGGCGUUUAUGGCAGAAAUUCCUAGAUGACUUUGCACGAUUCGAGGAGUGGCUGGCCACUUCAGAAAAGACUGCUGCUCUGCCCAACUCUUCUGGUGUGCUGUACACUGUAGCCAAAGAGGAACUAAAGAAAUUUGAGGCCUUCCAGAGGCAAGUCCAUGAAAGCCUGACCCAGCUGGAGUUAAUCAACAAGCAAUAUCGCCGCCUGGCCAGAGAAAACCGCACUGACUCAUCCUGUCGUCUGAGGGAGAUGGCCCAUGAUGCCAAUCAGCGAUGGGACAACCUGCAGAAGAGGGUGGCAUCCAUCCUUCGUAGGCUUAAGCACUUUAUUAGUCAGAGGGAGGAGUUUGAGACAGCCAGAGAUGGCAUCUUGGUGUGGCUGACAGAGAUGGACCUGCAGCUGACAAACAUCGAACACUUCUCUGAGUGUGACAUUCAGGCCAAGAUCAAACAACUCAGGUCCUUCCAGCAGGAGAUUUCCCUGACAACAGCCAAGAUCGAACACAUCUUCCACAAGGGAGAGGCACUGAUAGAGAAGAGCGAGCCUCUGGAUGCUGCCGUCAUCGAGGAGGAGCUGGAAGAGCUACAACGCUACUGUCAGGAAGUGUUUGGUCGAGUGGAGCGGUACUACAAGAAACUCAUUCGUCUUCCUCUUGCAGAUGAUGAUACUGAAGUGUCAUUCUCGGACCGUGAGCUGGAGCUGGACGAGCCUUGUGAUUUGUCCAGCCUGCCAUGGAGUGAACGUUUGGGGGAUGGCUUCCUGUCACCUCUGCCCUCCUCCGGCCGCUCUGCCUCCCUGGCGGCCCAGCUCCGGACGGAGCGCUCGGGCAGGGACACCCCUGCCAGUGUGGACUCCAUCCCCCUGGAGUGGGACCACGACUAUGACCUCAGCCGAGGCCUGGAGAGCGCCAGCAGGGCCCUGAGAGAGCAGCAGAGUGAGGAGGGAGACUUCAUCCAGCGGCCUGCUUCCACCUUGUCAGAUGUAGUGAUCCCAGAGAGCCCUGAGGCCUAUGUUAAACUAACAGAACAAACACUGAGGUCCUCCACUGGGGAGGUUCCCUCUACAGACUCACAUGUUCACCCUCUGGACGUCAGCCGUUUCCACCUGCAGCAGACAGAUAGCAGCCGCAGCCGCACUCCCACAAGCACAGAGCUGGAUGCUUCAUACAUGGGAUACAUGCGGCUGCUGGGUGAGUGCCGUGGCAGCAUUGACACAGUGAAGAGGAUGGGCUUUGAGCUCAAGGAGGAAGAAGACACAGUGUCUGGACUGGCAGAUCCCAGUAGCUCAGAAUCCCAGACAUCAGGAGUGAUUGAACGCUGGGAGCUCCUGCAGGCUCAGGACCUCAGCAAAGAGAUGCGCACAAAGCAGAGCCAACAGCAGUGGCAGCAGCUGAACUCUGACCUGAACAAAGUUUGGACUUGGCUGGGAGAGACGGAGGAUGAGCUGGAGCAGCAGCGGAGGCUGGACCUCAGCACAGACAUCCAGACGAUUGAGCUGCGCAUCAAAAAGCUCAAGGAGCUGCAGAAGGCGUACGAGAAGCGCAAGGCUAUUGUGCUUUCCAUCAACCUGUGCAGUACUGAGUUUGUGCAGACAGACACAGAGGAGUCCCGAGAGCUACAGGCCAAACUGAAAGACAUGAACAACCACUGGGACAAACUGGGCAGCUCACUGGAGGAGUGGAGGUCUUCAUUACAGGAAGCCCUCAUGCAAUGUCAAGACUUCCAUGAGAUGAGCCACGGUUUGCUGCUCUGGUUGGAAAACAUCGACCGCAGGAGGAAUGAGGUGGUUCCCAUCGACCCCAUCCAGGACAGUGACACUCUCCAUGAGCAUCAUAAAACACUUACGCAAAUCCGCCAGGAGCUGCUGGACUCCCAGCUUAAAGUCGCCUCACUACAAGACAUGUCCCUCCAGUUGCUGGUCAACUCUCAGGGCAGCGACUGCCUGGAGGCUAAGGAGAAGGUUCAUGUUAUUGGGAACCGCCUUAAACUGCUGCUAAAAGAAGUAACCAGAGACCUCAGAGAGUUAGCCAAGAUUCUGGACAUCACAAGCAGCCAACAGGAUCUGUCUUCUUGGUCUUCUGCUGAUGAUCUGGACACAUCCGGAUCCCUCAGUCCUGUGUCAGGACGGAGCACGCCAAGUCGCCGACGAUCGCAACGGGGCAAAUGUAGUCUGUCACAGCCUGGACCCUCUGUGAGCAGUCCACACCACAGGCCACGCAGCGACGCUGGAUCCGCUUCCUUCCCUUCUGACCGGGAGACAUCAGCGGUUCGUAGGUCGUCAUUUCUGCGGCGCAUCCUCUGGGUCGCGUUGCCUUUCCAGCUCUUCCUGCUCCUGUUAGUGGUCCUUGCCUUCCUGCUGCCAUUGUCCGAGGAGGACUACUGCGCUCAGUCCAACAACUUUGCCCAUUCCUUCUACCCGAUGCUCAGCUACACGAACGGACCACCUCCAGUGUAGGCUGGCUGUCAGGGCGUUUUCAUCUCAGUGUUCUUGCAUCAGUAUGACCUGAACAGGACUCACAGGGAUAUCCUCUAAACGGUCGAUCACGUUGGGAGCAAAAAACUAAUCUUGGUCAUCCAUUUGUAUUGCAGAAAAACAGUUGUCAUCUACAGUUAAUAUCUUUGUGUGUAGCGCAUAGGAUCAAGCAUCUCACUAUGAUACUCUGUGUAAUGCUGUGUCGAUUAAGGAGCAGCUUUGGUGAAGAAACAGUUUUUUGCACAGUGGACAUUGCCGUAUGAGUGAACUGUUCAGCCAGUGGCGUGUACAAGAUGUAUUUCUCUGAAGGAAACCGUCAGUGGAUAGCACCAAAGUUAAAUGCUGAAGUAUAACCAUGUGAAUUUGCUUGCAACUCGAAAGUUUGUAAAGAAAAAAGAAAAAAAAAACAUUUAAUAUAUCUUACAUUGCAAUUAUUUUUUUACUUGUAUUUUGGCAUGCAGUUCUAAUUUUUUGCUUUUAUUUACCUACAUCCCUCAUUGUAUCUGUGGUUAGACAGUCCAUUUUUAACUUGAAUUACACUGAUUCAUGUAAAAUUCAGUUAAGCCAAGACGUGUUUUCAUAUCAAAGUCAGACACAAUUCAACAUCAGUCAUCCAUGGUCUUUAUACAUUUUACAAUUUUAUUUUUUAAAAAUCUGAAAUAAGACUUUAAGAUUUAGAAUUAUGACAUAUAGAAACUAUUGUAUAUUUUGUAUGACUGUCAGUUCAGUAUCAAAUGUAUAACAGUCCAGGAUUAUUUAACAUGUAUAUAAUGGUAAAACAUUAAUAUGAGAAAUGUAUGUAUAUGCGACCAUCAAAAACAAUGAAUGCCAAAUCCUCA